Messenger RNA from Microthlaspi erraticum, 525 nucleotides. The record is from the annotation of a GenBank genome assembly. NCBI's taxonomy places the organism in Eukaryota, Viridiplantae, Streptophyta, Magnoliopsida, Brassicales, Brassicaceae.
AUGGAAGGAUGGGAUCCGAACACGAAGUCGACGCUAACGCGAAUUCCGCUUCUGGCGACAAAGGCAGGGCCAAGAGACGGCGAUGCAUGGAAGCAGAGGCUUAAAGAGGAGUACAAGUCUUUGAUUGCGUACACCCAGAUGAACAAGUCCAACGACAACGACUGGUUCCGCAUCUCCGCCUCCAAUCCCGAAGGAACACGUUGGACUGGCAAGUGCUGGUAUGUUCACAACCUCCUUAAAUACGAAUUCGAUCUGCAAUUCGAUAUCCCUAUCACCUACCCGGCCACUGCUCCCGAGCUUGAGCUGCCGGAGAUUGACGGCAAGACCCAGAAGAUGUAUCGAGGUGGGAAGAUUUGCCUGACUGUGCAUUUCAAGCCACUCUGGGCUAAAAACUGUCCUCGGUUUGGAAUAGCACAUGCACUUUGUUUGGGGCUCGCUCCAUGGCUAGCUGCAGAGAUCCCAAUCCUUGUGGACUCAGGCAUGAUUAAGCACAAAGAUGACGCUGCCUCAUCUGCGGAAUCUUAG